Messenger RNA from Stylophora pistillata, 2776 nucleotides. RefSeq names its product mucolipin-3. Gene Ontology annotation, molecular function: NAADP-sensitive calcium-release channel activity. The record is from RefSeq and is a predicted model, not a curated record. Gene Ontology annotation, cellular component: plasma membrane; lysosomal membrane. Lineage: Eukaryota; Metazoa; Cnidaria; Anthozoa; Scleractinia; Pocilloporidae.
UUCGCGGUGGAGCGGACGCCUUACAAGUAUUCUCAAGAUUCCUUUCGUUGGUUUAAAGACUUGACCUCCUCCUUUAUAAAAAAGGUGACAAUUUUUUGUUAUCAUGACUUCUCCAAACAAAGAAAUUUCCCGGAAACCGUCAGUUGCUCGUUCAUACACAAGUGAACUGGGCACAGUUCAAGAGGAACAAACGGGUGACGAAACGGACCAAACUUCUGUGAGCGAACGUUCGAUCGGGGGUCAGCAGACCCAAGACGACAGUAGCUCGGGUUUUGACGAAGGGGAUGUCAUGGCAAGCCUGCAAUCCAGUCCAAGUCUACGAGAAAUCUUGAAGACAAAGAUCAGAUAUCACUACAUGAAUCCUUUUCAGAAAUUUCGUGCAAGACGGAGAAAGCCGUGGAAGUUGGUUGUUCAAAUCGUGAAAGUCGCUCUUGUUACCCUCCAGAUAUGUUUAUUUGGACUGGAUCGUUUUUCCUUGGUCACAUUCCUGGACCAUAAUCGUGAUGCUUUGCGACACUUUUUUCUGAAAGACUAUCAGGGAAAAUGGCAAGAUGUUGUUGUGUACACAAGGGAACAGCUUUAUGAUUACCUUCACUAUGCUCAUGAACAGUAUUAUGAAAUCACGUCAGCCCCACUUGGGACAUACAACUAUACAACAAUGAAUGGCACUGAACCUCCCAAAAUGAAGCUGUGUUACAGCUACUAUAAGAAAGGAGGAAUUGUAAACAACACAUAUGUAUUUGAUCCCAAUGUAACACUUGUUUGCUUUUAUCUGGGACGCCCUGUAAACCAUGAGCACAUUAUUACAAACAAGUCUUUUAAUCUGGGAAGAUUACGUCACAUCAGCUUGAAAUUCUCAUUGAAGACUGUCAAUGUGAAGAAUGUCAAAGCGUGGGAUAAGCCUGCCUGUUAUCAGCUGAAUGUAACGAUUACAUUUGAUAAUGUGAAACAUGAUGGAAGAAUGCCAGUUGACUUUGAUAUGACCAACAUUUGGUUAGAAUGCGUGCGUGGGAAAAUAAAGGGCCAGAACCACUUAAGAACCCACUUCAUCACUGUUGCCUUAGUGAUGUUUGAUUACAUUGUUAUCUCCAUUUGCUCACUGUCUCUGGUACUUUGUGCAAGAUCAAUUUACAAAUCUCUAAAGUUGGCAAAGGAGGCUGCCAGCUUUUUCAAGAAUGAGCUCCUUGAAGACUUCACCUUCUCAGACUACCAGGAAUUUGUUAGUCUAUGGGUUAUUGUUAUUAUGUCAAGUGACGUACUCACAAUUGUUGGCUCAGUAUACAAAAUGGCCAUCGAUCAAAAGGAUAGUGAUUUCUAUGAUGUCAGCAGUAUAUUUCUGGGAACAGCAGUUCUUUUGGUUUGGAUUGGUCUUCUACGGUUCCUUGGAUACUCAAAGAAAUACAACGUUCUUUUGGAGACUCUAAAGGCUGCGACUCCAAGUAUGGCCAGAUUCUUUGUCUGUGUGAUUUUGAUAUUUGUUGGUUUUAUGUUUUGCGGCUGGAUCGUCUUUGGUCCUUUCCAUCCUAAGUUUAAGACGCUAGAUAUAACUGCAGAGUGUCUGUAUUCGAUGAUCAAUGGAGAUGACCUUUACUAUACCUAUGCGGAGAUAACUAGAACCAACAGCCCUCUUGUUGUGUGGAUAUUUAGCAAAAUCUAUAUCUACAUCUUCAUUGCGCUCUUCAUUUAUGUGGUGCUGAGUUUAUUCAUUGGUAUCAUUGCGGACACAUAUGAGAGACUAAAGGAUAUGGGGCAUGUACCCGAAACGAAGAUCCAAAGGUUUCUACGUGAACCAGCAAACGUUGGCAGAACAGUUCAAAGCGACGUAGAUUACACACCAGAGACGACCCCUACAACAGAGGCCAUUACAGCUCCUACGCAAAGGGAAGGAACGAGUCACUAUGGGAGAACUCGUUCUACCAGUGCAGUGGAUGCCAUCAUGAGAAAUUUCUCCCUAGACUCAACGGGAGUGGAGUGAAUAAUUCAACUAAUAUCUUCAGCUUCAACUGAAAGUCCUAUUGCGACGGGUGUAGAGAAAGAAGAGAUUGCCCAAGUCGUGGAAAAAAGCAUCUUGACGCCCACAUGUUUGUACCUAAAUGGAGAUACCUCUUUACGACGUGAACCUUGCAAAUCUGGAACGUUGCAAAUACUUUCUUUGAUUUAUUAACAAUACCAAAGUUUCAACUCUGAAACUUCAGCAUAGAAAAAUAAACCUCAGCAUAACUCUCUAAGGAACCGUGAUCUCGAUUUUUGUAAAAAUAAAUGGAUCCUUUAGGUUGUAGUAAUCAAUUCUACUGAGGUCAUUUUAAGAAGCCGUUGCGUUCGACUGGUAACAACAUUUUCCGUGACUAUUCUAAAACCUGUUACAUAAUUUUGAAAAUGGUGUCAGUCUUCAGAAAGGUUCUUGGAUUCCAAAAUUAUACGGAAAAAGCUUGCAGAAAUUGUCAUCUUGGAACGUUUCCAUUGAUUACGACCGUUCGUGAAUUUAAAAUUAAUAAAGCAAGGACCAAUCAAGUUUGCAAAAGCCUCUAGAACUCAUAAACUUCUGAAGAAAAAUUUAUCUCAACAAGGGUUAUUUUGAUCUUAAAUAUUAUCAUUGAAUAGCCUAACGAAUUGGGAAUUUGGGCAUGUUUAUGGGCAACACACCUAUGGGAAGUACUUAAUUUCGUUUUUGUAAUUUUAUAGACAAUCAAGUUUACGAAAAAUGUAUUUAAGUAACGGAUGGAGAUCGUUAUUUUAACUUCUACGAAGAAACAAAUAAAAGUAUUUCAUAACUUGA